Messenger RNA from Calliphora vicina (urban bluebottle blowfly), 1688 nucleotides. RefSeq names its product magnesium transporter spict (gene spict). Gene Ontology annotation, cellular component: membrane. The record is from RefSeq and is a predicted model, not a curated record. Gene Ontology annotation, biological process: magnesium ion transport. NCBI's taxonomy places the organism in Eukaryota, Metazoa, Arthropoda, Insecta, Diptera, Calliphoridae. The transcript has 3 exons. The coding region runs from base 272 to 1414 and encodes 380 amino acids. Gene Ontology annotation, molecular function: magnesium ion transmembrane transporter activity.
UGUCAACAAAAAGAGAAGAAAAACAAGGAAAACAAUAAAAAUAUUUGUUCUCAACGAAGGCCAAUAAUAAUAAGAAGGGCAGUGAUUUCACCCACAAAAACUAAAUAUUUUUCUAUAGUUCCAAUAAGAUAGAUAACAAAAAUAUUAAAAAAUUAAAGAACAGUUUUAAUUGUUGUGUACUACUAAUUAAUAAGAGUAUUAAACUAUAAUAUAUUUAAGAUAUAAACUGAUAUCAGUGUAGAGUGGAAUUCAGUAACCAAAGUUAAAGCAAAUGACAAGUGAAGCCCCUAAAGUGGGGCAAUCAGCCUCUGCAGUAGUGGCCGGUAGUAGCACUUCAUCGUCUAUUGAUUCUUCUACGCCCUCUUUAUCAGAGCUUUAUGCCCAGACCGAUUUUUAUAUUGGUGUCGGUUUGGCCAUUAGUUCAUGUUUCUUUAUUGGUUCGAGUUUUAUAAUUAAGAAAAAGGCCCUAAUACGUCUUAAUCGGCAUGGUGAAGUUAGAGCAUCGGCUGGAGGAUUUGGCUACCUCAAAGAGUGGAUAUGGUGGGCUGGAUUAUUGACGAUGGGCCUAGGUGAAGCUGCCAAUUUUGCAGCUUAUGCAUUUGCUCCCGCAUCACUUGUCACGCCAUUGGGUGCAUUAAGCGUUAUCAUCUCUGCGGUAAUGGCAUCCAGAUUUCUCAAUGAAAAACUCAAUUUACUUGGCAAAUUGGGUUGUUUUUUGUGCAUCAUUGGAUCAACAAUUAUUGUGCUACAUUCGCCGAAAGAAAAAGAAAUCGAAGAUUUACAAAUACUGUUUGAAAAACUGCAAGAUCCCGGUUUUAUAUUGUAUGUGAUCAUAAUAAUUGGUUCAACAUUAUUUGUGGCUUGUUUUGUAGCACCUCGACACGGUCAUACAAAUGUUGUCAUUUAUAUAUUCCUAUGCUCUGGCAUUGGUUCGCUGACCGUUAUGUCGUGCAAGGCUUUAGGUUUAGCCAUACGUGAUACAAUAGCGGGUAAAAAUGAUUUUGCCACUUGGAUGCCUUGGUUUUUGAUCUUAAUCACGGUAACAUUUAUAGCCAUACAAAUGAAUUACUUGAAUAAAGCUUUGGAUAUAUUCAACACUGGUAUCGUAACACCCAUUUACUAUGUCAUGUUUACCACAUUGGUUAUAACCGCUUCGGCGAUACUCUUUAAGGAAUUUACCCAUAUGCGUUUCGAAGAUAUCUUAGGCGAUAUUUGUGGAUUUUUGGUGGUAAUAAGUGCGGUAUUUAUGCUAAAUGCCUUUAGGGAUCUGGAUAUAUCACUUAACGAUGUACGUGGUAUUAUGCGUCCGAAAAUGCAAAAACUUAACCAAUACGACGAAGAAGUUUUGGUAGCGGAUGAUACCAAAGAACGACGUUACUCUUAUGGUUCAGGAGAUAUUUACCGCAAGGCAUGACAUAAGCAACGAUAUCAAGUUUAAUAUAUGUUUUAACAACUUGAUAAUACUACUCCUUUAGUAUACAUAUUUAUUUGUUUUUUAAUUUUCCUUUACAAAAUACAAAAAAAAACUGUUAUAUUUUCCUUUAUUUUUCGUUAUUGUGUGUAUGUGAGCGUGAAUUCAAAAUUGUAGUAGGACUUUAGUCCAUAACCCCAAAAAUGAAAUAAAUUUCUAUUUAUAAGUUAAAAAAAUGAAAUAAAUUAUGCUGAGAUUUUUUAAUGGAUAACAUUAA